AUGAUACGAUUAAUUCUUUUCUUCAUUUUCCCAUCUAUAAUUCACUGCUGUUUAGUGGUGAAGUCAGUGGAGCCACCAAAAUGUGAGUGCCCGUACUUGGCACUGGACAAAUAUAACAUUCAAUCUCACAAAGCUGGUCAAAAUUGGUACGAAUCAAAUCCUACUGAUGUUUUGCUUCUUCCUCCAAAAAUCCAAGUCGAUGACUGUAGUAUAACUGUUCAGUGUUCAGAGGAAGACUAUUCGUUACGGAUUUUCGGUGGAAAGCGGAACUACGAUGGGGGCUCUAAAUUCCGUUGCGAGAAGGAUGACAAGGGUAGACCUAUAUGGGAAGUAGCUCGUGAUGGAGAGGAUAAAGUGCGGUUCAAAAGCUACUACUUGUAUGCUACAUGUAUCAAUCGUGACCUUGGCGGUGUGAAACCUCCUUCCGGAACAGGAGUGUGUUAUUGCGAUCAUGCAUUUCUAGAUCCUGAUUCACAAAAUGGUGAUAAACUCAUGAACUUUGACACCAGAAUCGAAGAACAUUCUGAACGAUGUGAAUGGUAUCUUUAUUGUAGAUAUCCCACUAAUAUUGCCAGGACUGUGAUAAAUGGAAAAAUAGUCAAAAGUAAAAGUUUCAAUGCCACUUGCAAUGCUGACACAAAGCUUUGGUCUAUCACGAACAAUGGAGAGGUUUUUGAAAACCAACCAGUUUUCUACCAUGACUGUGUUGAACUUUAG
Caenorhabditis remanei is the source of this 717-nucleotide messenger RNA. RefSeq lists its product as uncharacterized. The transcript is spliced from 5 exons. NCBI's taxonomy places the organism in Eukaryota, Metazoa, Nematoda, Chromadorea, Rhabditida, Rhabditidae. Bases 1 to 717 code for a protein of 238 amino acids. The record is from RefSeq and is a predicted model, not a curated record.